AUAGCGGCUGGUCGGCCACCCACCCCAGCUUCCAGCCGGACGGCCUGGAUGGAUGGAGCAGGAGGACGAGGCCGCCGCUCCCCGGGACAAGGCGGACGCGGAGGCGGAGGCGGCGGCAGCAGCCGCCAAAUCCGCCCGGCUCGACAUGAGCCACGGCUUCGUCCGCCACAUCCGCCGUAACCAGAUCGCCAGAGACGAUUACGACAGGGAGGUGAGACAGGCGAAGGAGAGGCAGAAGAAGAGGCAAACGCCAGCUCCAGUCCGUCCCCGCAAGCCUGACCAGCAAGUGUACCACCCGCGCCGCAAGAACGGAGUGGAGUAUUCUUCGGGCUUCGAGUGCGAGGAGUCCAACGAGAGCAGCUCAGGGACCGACCAGGAGCCGCCGGCGAUGGAGCACCGCAGCACCGAGCUCUUCUGCCUGGAUUACCAGGCGGACGACAAAAUCGUCACCUCGGUGGUCAUUCACCAGGGAGACCAGAACUGCUCGCAAUAUUCCGACAACGGCCGAACCAAAGCCCUGUACAGCCGCAACAUGACCUCCCCACUCCUCCAUUCAUUUUAUUUUAACGAAGCCAAGAGAGCCUGUUCUGAUCGGGAAGAGGCAGUCGGAGCUCGUGAAAGGUUAACUGGGGCGACGAUCCCAGGAUCGUGGCCGAAAAGAUCGGGAGUAAGAACAGCCUGGAGCCUCUGAUGAAAGAAGCCCUGAGACUGCGGAUUCAGGAGGAGAUCGAGAAGAGGACCUCGAAGCGUUGAGCGGCCCCACCCCAGACACAGCCGGCGCUCGGGUUGUUCCUUGGUACUUUUCAAUGUCUUUGUGCGGUUUCUUUUCCCCAGCUCCAGAGUGAGGUGUGGAACGAUUCAAGGGCCCUGCUGGGGAGGGGGUGGGGGUGGUCGGGGUGUGUGCUGCAGCAACUUGACCGAGAACCGAGGGAACGGGAAAGCGAGGGCGACUUUGAAUUUCUGUAGUUAGACAACAGCCAUUGUCCAGUGGGAGUGUGCCACACUGGAUAGGCCUUGAAUACUAGUUCCGCAAUUCGCUGUGCUCAGUGUUAAACAAGAGAAACCUGACAGUACGCCGUUAAUUCACGAAUGAUGAGCAAGUUUCACUUGUUAAAGUCCUCCACCAGUGCCAAUAUCGUGGGAGCGGGACACCCCAUUUCUCAAAGAGAGCAGCAGCUAAAGUUUCCACGUUAUCCCCUUCCACGUGGCGUUGGAAAGCAAGGGAGUCACAAUCCUGGUUCACCUUUCUUCGAUGGCCGACUGCAAGAAUAUGGAAAGCGAGCCGACCCUCACCUUGAAUGCCGUGUAGAAUUGGUGCAUAGUAAGGGACGGCCAUCUGCAAUCAGCUGGGGGGGGGGUGGCCAGAAUAACUCUGCCCAGUGUUUCGGUUCAAAACCCACGUGGCCACAGAGCGGUUUUGUUGUCGAAUCUUUCAAUAGUGUUUGGUUUGACGCUCCUGUCCCUGGGUGCCAUCCCUCACCCACAAGGUCAGGGCGAAGGAAAUACUCCCGACUUGGUUGUGGUUUUUCAAGAGUUAGCCGUGUUUUGGUUUGGUUGCGGUAGAUUUGGACCCUGGCUGUGUCCAUAAAGUGGUUCUUGUGAGUGUUCCUGUUCUGCUAUGUGUCAAAUAAACUUUGUAUGUUUUUAAAA
This is a messenger RNA of Chiloscyllium plagiosum (whitespotted bambooshark), 1650 nucleotides long. NCBI's taxonomy places the organism in Eukaryota, Metazoa, Chordata, Chondrichthyes, Orectolobiformes, Hemiscylliidae. The record is from RefSeq and is a predicted model, not a curated record.